UGUUAGGGAAAUAUUCAAAUACAUGUCUUAUUAUUUUCAAUGAUCUAUACUUGUAGCAAUAAAAUACUAUCUUUCCUACCCCAAAUGAAAACCACUGACAGUGAACCGUUCGUCUACCUCAGGUCUUACACUGAAUGACCUCUCUCAUCUAAUCGAUGGGACCGAUCAACAUCAAAUGAUCUUAAUCCAAUUUAUAAGUAGGCUUGAAAUAAUAAGUACACAAUAUGCAAAAUGUUGAUUAAGUACUAUGUAAAAAGCCCAAUACAAAUUAGCCCAGUUUGAAUCAGGUCUGCACACUCACAUCUCUCAUCUUGUCGUCUGCCAGUCAGUUAGUUUGUUUCUUCGCCUACAAACUAAAAUAAAAAUAGCAUCUACAAUUGAUAAGCAACCACCAAUAGAGUCAACUUCCGGCCACCGUAGCGCCACCAUGAUGAAUUCAUAUAAUCAACAACAACAACCUAAUAAUAAAAAGAUACAGCGUUCAAUCUUUGAACUUCCGUCUAAUUAUUUCGACUCAUGCCGCCUCCUUGAAUACCCGUCAUUCACAGCAGCUGUUUUUACUGACGAAAAUGGACAUGAAGAAAAAGAAAAAGAGGAAAGUGGUGUUGUUGCUGGUGAAAGAUUGAGCUGCAACACGUGUGGCGUAUUAACUUUUGAUUCCCUUGCUGAUCAACGCUCUCACUUCAAGUCCGAUUUCCAUCGCUUUAACGUAAAGCUCACUGUUGCUGGAAAGGCUACCGUGGACGAGGAGGAUUUUGAUGUAAGGAUAUCUGAUUCGUUGGCUCAGGAUUAUGAUAUAUCUAGUAUAUCAGGUUCAGAAGAAGAAGAUGACCGGGAAUCUAACCUUCGCAGUGAUUUGAAUAAGGGAUUGUUGGGAAGUUCUAAAACGAAGAUUUUUGUACAUUUAGCAAGUGGAGAAAUAACUUCGCUUUGGAAGUGCUUGUUUCUAGAUGACACCAUGAAAAUCCUUUUCGAACAUAAUAAAUCUAUUACCAUGUCAAAUGAUGUUUUCCCAUGCAUAACGGAGAGAGAAAUGACUGAGAAACUGUGUAAUGUGAUCUGUGAACCUAGAGAUAAUACCUGUUUUAGAGUGAUGUUGCUUGCCAGUGCUGGGCAUUUUGCUGGAUGUGUCUUCGAUGGAAACUCUGUCGUAGCACACAAAACGUUCCACAGAUAUGUCAUAAGGGCUAAGGCUGGUAAAAAGCAGUCAUCAAAAGAUGCUAGUGGAAAAAUUGCACACUCUGCAGGAGCUGCAUUACGGCGGUACAAUGAGCUUUCUCUAAAGAGGGAUAUUCGAGAAUUACUUGCUGCCUGGAAGCCUUACUUUAUGUCCUCCUCCUGUGUCUUUAUUCAUGCUCCCUCUGACAACCGACAAUUGCUAUUCGACGGUGAAAGUCCCUAUUUUAGUUGCCAGAAAGGGGCUAUCAGACGUAUCCCUUUGAUUGUUUCUAGGCCUACAUUCAAGGAAGCUAAACGACUAUACAACAUAUUGACGCAAAUUUCCAUAGAACAACUUGAAGAAGUAGUGCCUAUAAAUAAAGAAGAUUCUAUAAUUACACAUGAGGACUUGCCUGGUUCUAGCAAAAAGAAUUUGGGAAACAGUUCGAAUAGGAAAGAAAUUGUCGAAGCUAACCUUAUUGAUGGCCUGGAAGAUUUGUUUGUAUCUAGUGAUAAGGAUAGCAUGGUAGUUGUUCUAUCGACACCUCUACAUGAAGCAGCAAAGGCCGGAAAUGUAGAAGAAGUUGUGGAACUACUAGAACAAGGCUCAGAUCCUUGUGUUGUUGAUGAAAGGGGGAGGACCCCUUAUAUGCUUGCAACUGAAAAAGAAGUUAGAAACACAUUUAGACGGUUUAUGGCUUUGAAUAUGGAUAAGUGGGACUGGCAAGUGGCUAAAGUACCCAGUCCUUUGACGAAAGAAAUGGAGGAAUCUCAGAACGCUAAACAGGCAGAGAAAGAUGCUAAAAGGAAAGCAAGAGCAAAAGAGCUGAAAAAGCUGCGGAAAGCGAAAGAAAAGAAGGCUGAGGCGGAAGCUGCUCAAUCACAAAAGUUAACUCAAUCACAAUCUAUCAGGCCACAGUUGUCUAGAGAGGAAGAACUAAAACGAGCACAAGAUGAAGAGAGGGAGAAGAGAGCGGCCGCAGCGGAGAGGAGAAUAGCAGCCCUCCAGUCCUCGACUUCAGGAACCUCACAGCCGAAUAUAGCAGCAUCGUCGGAUACCGUUUGUUCGUGUUGUCAAGUGUCGUUGGUAGGUAAAGUCCCAUUUCAUAGGUACAAUUAUAAAUACUGCACCACAUCAUGCAUGCGUGUUCACAGAGAGAUCCUCGAGGACGAAUAACUGAUUAAUGAUGUUCUCCAAUUUUGGCGCCUUCUGUUAUAUAUCUUUUUGAUGAUUUAAUCAUAGCAAUACAUGUCCUCUACUUGUUAUGAAUGAAAUUUUCUUCGGUCAAA
This is a messenger RNA of Erigeron canadensis, 2448 nucleotides long. RefSeq names its product ankyrin repeat and zinc finger domain-containing protein 1-like. Gene Ontology annotation, molecular function: protein binding. The coding region runs from base 428 to 2335 and encodes 635 amino acids. The transcript is spliced from 7 exons. Lineage: Eukaryota; Viridiplantae; Streptophyta; Magnoliopsida; Asterales; Asteraceae. The record is from RefSeq and is a predicted model, not a curated record.